Messenger RNA from Lingula anatina, 1758 nucleotides. RefSeq names its product globin-like. Gene Ontology annotation, biological process: oxygen transport. NCBI's taxonomy places the organism in Eukaryota, Metazoa, Brachiopoda, Lingulata, Lingulida, Lingulidae. Gene Ontology annotation, molecular function: oxygen binding; heme binding. The record is from RefSeq and is a predicted model, not a curated record.
CAACAGGAAUAAGGAAUAAAAUGGGUGCAAUUUGGAGCAUGUUCUUUGGUUAUGGGGGCAGUGACACUGUUGACGAGAAGACUGGUCUGACAGAGCGCGAGAAAAAUAUACUGCGUUAUACCUGGAAGGGGAUAUCUACCAAACCAAGGGAGUACGGACCAGAACUUUUCUUACAACUUUUCACGAAGAUACCAGAGACAAAGAAAUAUUUUCGUUCCCUCAAAGACAAAUCAAACGAAGAACUACGAAAAAGCUUUGUAUUGCGUGCCCAUGGUGCCACAGUUGUUAACUCCCUCACGAGUGUCGUAGAGAGCUUAGACGACGCCGACUGCUUGGUAUCGCUGCUGAAGAAAAUCGGCACCAAUCACCAGAAAAUAGGGAUACCUGUUGCUUUGUUUGGGCCGGAGUUCUGUGAAUUGAUUUUAUCAUGGUUGGAGAACUCGUUGGGAAGCAGCAGGUUUGGGCCCACAGAAAGAGCCACGUGGGAUAAAGCGUUAUCGGUGAUCAUGUCUGUCAUCAAAAGCGCGUACGACGAGAAAUAGCCACAAUGUGUGUCAUGAUCAGUGUUAGAAGUCCCAAAUUUUUAUGUAUGUACAGCUUUAAGACUUAAUGAAAAAGACAAGGGCAUGUAAAAUUGUGUAAAUAUCUUUAUAUAUACAGUGUAAUCAAUAAGCAACAACGUAAAACCUUUUUAAGAAAAGUACGUUGUGCGUUUAGAUACAGUUAGCAGCUGUUCAUCAUUUCAAACUACCAUAAAAUCUUGUGCAAUCGAGAAGGCGAUAUAAUAUGUCACCAGUCGUAACCAAUCUUUCUAGUUUGAAUAAUUAUAUAAAUGGUGCCAUUUUAGUAUGCUUUAAUUAUUAACGUCUUUGGUAUGUCAAAGAAACGUUUUUUUUUUCUUUCCUUUUUUUUUUUUUUUUUUUUUUUUUUGUCAAAAAGCAAGAGAGCAUCCAAGCGUUAGCGAGACCGAAUUAUCAUUUUAAAUAUCAAGGAUGGUUUUUGUUCUUUGGAACGGCCACUUAUGUUAGAGUAGAGAGUUCAUUAAAGCAGAUUUUCAGUGUUUAACCGAUUAUUAUGUUUUUAUCAUUAAAAAUACCUGCAACUCGACAUUCCAGCCCAUUACAAAAUAGCAAUAUCAAAACUCAGCCUUAGUGACCACAAUUUACAAAUUGAAAGGUUGAGACAUACAUCUCCUAAAACACCAAUGGAAGAAAGAUUUUGUCCACACUGCAAAAAUGUUAUCGAAGACGAAAAGCACUUUCUCCUGAUCUGCACUCAGCAUCAACGUGAGCGUAAAAAAAUGUUUGAUUCCCUGUCACGAUUCUCCGGUCUAUCAGGCACUGAUGAUGAUAGCAAAAUAAUACAAAUUCUUAAUCCACAGUGUCGUGCAAGUGCAUCAGCAGUGGCCAAGUUUACACAGUCAGUUAUGCCUAAGUAGCAAAUGCAUAUUGUACAAAAUACUAUGUCCAGUAUUAAAAGAUUGUGUCUUACUACUAUUGUGAGCUAUAUGUAUGAAGUAGUUAGCUUAUAUGUAUUUUGGUAUUUGAAUGAUCUAAAAUAGUUAUACUUAUUUAAGCUUAUGUGCACAAUUUAUGUAAAACUGUAGUUUAGAGAGCUUGUAAAAUGUAACUGUACACAUUUUAAUGCUCAAUAAAUUAUCAUUGUUAUUAAGUAAACUGGAGAAAUGUAUGUAGUCACUUAGCAUACAUUGUAUUUACUCUGUAUAUUCUACAAAAUUGAUAAGCACCUGUGAAAGUA